AUGUGUCGCCACACCAGAGAAAGGAAGGGGUAUGCCUUUAACAGUUUUGUUAGUCGCCAUUACUUUGCUACUGAAUUGGAUAGAGAGAUGUUCCCCUUCUAUGCAGACAUUCCUGAUAAUCCACAGUACUCAUCCCCUUCACUUUUGUUAGUCGCCAUUAAUCAAAUUGAUAGAAAUUAUGCCCUUUCACGUACACUCUUUAUAAGCAUCCAUGCGUAUUUCCUUUCACGUACUCUCUUUAUAAGAACAACAGAAUUUGUCGCAGCAGGGGUACCCCUGGAGCUUUCCUAUGGUCCACAGGUUGGUCAGUGGGACUGUAAGGACCGAGUCAAGUUUCUGGAAGAUGAAUACUCAUUUCGUUGUCAGUGCAGUGGUUGUUUAAAAGUAAACUUUUCUGACCUAGUCCUAAAUUCUUUUUACUGUGUCAAACCGAAUUGUUCUGGCAUAGUCUUGCAGAGCUCUGUUGUUGACUGUGAAAAAGAGAAACUUAAGCACUUACCCAACAUCAUUACCGUUGGCAACAUGGAGCCUCAUCUUCAGGCUGAAGAGUUCAUCAAUAUUGAUGACAUCGAUAGAGUGGCUCAUCACAUGCAAAUCAAUAGAGUUUUUCAUAUAAAUCCAGGCCUCUGUUUAAAAUCUUCUUCUUAUCGUGAUCUGGAAUCUUCCUCUGCAGCUGCAAAUAAAGCAUGGAUUAGUAUCAGAAGAUUACAGGAUGCAAUAGUCUCAAAAGAUGUAUCUAGCACCAUACUGGUGGAUGCGUUAAGUUCUCUUGGUGUGCUGAGAUCAACUUUCCAUGCAUAUAGUAGGAGCAUUGCAGAAGCGGAAGACAAUCUUGCACAGGCAUUUUGUUCCGUCAGAGAGUUGCAACCUGCAAGGGAACACUGUAAAGCAUCAAUCGAGGUAAAACUCUUGUUGUGCACAACUCUAUAUAAUCCUAAUCACAUUGUCAUUGGAUAUGAACUUGUGAAGCUCUCGUCUAUUCAGUUGUCGUUGGGUGACUGUGCUGCCGUGGACAGCAUAAACCGACCUUGUGAUAUAUUUUCGUGUUAUUACGGAUCUCAUACAUACAAGAUUUUCCCAUACCUUCAAUUCCUUAAGAGGAGAGAGAAGCAGACCUCUUCCUUGAAGCACCAACAAAAAUGAUUGUCUGGCAAGUUUUUGGACUCGUUGCCCACCCAAAUAGUGUUGAGAAUGUUAAAUGUAAAUAUAACCUGAUCAGU
Prunus mume (Japanese apricot) is the source of this 1220-nucleotide messenger RNA. The record is from RefSeq and is a predicted model, not a curated record. Lineage: Eukaryota; Viridiplantae; Streptophyta; Magnoliopsida; Rosales; Rosaceae.